UUUUCGAUCGAUUAUGUUUCCGCUUAAGCUUCCGAAACGUAUCAGCUUUACGGCUUCCGUUGAUUGGUUUUAUCGGCAUUAUUUUGCCAAUGCCGGUCUCCGCUCAGUUUUAACAAAUCUGGGUGACGGCACCACCAUCCAUUGCUGGGUGCCUAAAUCCCCCAAAUCCUACAAACCCACCCUUCUCCUUCUCCACGGCUUUGGAGCCAACGCCAUGUGGCAAUACGGCGAGCAUCUCCGCCACUUCACCACCCGCUUCAAUGUGUACGUGCCCGAUCUCCUCUUCUUUGGGCACUCUUACACGUCACGCCUGGAACGUACAGAGUCGUUCCAGGCACAGUCCAUAAUAAGGUUGAUGAAGUCACAUGGGGUUGGGAAGAUGAGCAUGGUGGGGAUAAGCUAUGGUGGUUUUGUGGCGUACAACGUGGCGGUGCAGUGUCCGGAGAUGGUAGAGAGGGUGGCGCUGUGUUGCGCCGGGGUGUGCUUGGAGGAGAAGGAUAUGGAAGAAGGGUUGUUUAGGGUUUCAGAUUUGGAUGAGGCUGCAAGCAUUUUGUUGCCUCAGACUCCAGAGAAGCUGAAGGAAUUGAUGAGGUAUUCAUUUUUCAAGCCCGCCAAGGGUCUGCCCUCCUUUUUUCUCGCGGAUUUCAUUCAUGUCAUGUGUACAGACUAUGUAGAAGAGAAGAGAGACUUGAUCCGGGCUAUACUAACGGAGAGAAAGCUGUCUAAUCUACCCAAGAUCUCACAGCCCACACUGGUAAUAUGGGGACAAGAAGAUCAGAUAUUCCCGGUGGAACUAGGGUACAGAUUAAAGAGUCAUGUAGGUAAAGGUGCGGAACUAGUCGUUAUAAAGAACGCAGGACAUGCUGUGAACCUGGAAAAGCCCAAGGAGUUUGCUAAGCACCUAAAAUCUUUCCUCUGCGACUCACAUUCAACUCCGCCAUCACCACCAACAUGGAAAGAUCACUUUCAUUUCACAUCAACAAAGUGUAUUAAUUCAUGACUGAAGAUGAUUUACACGAACACUUUGUUCGUUGAGCCGAUGAUUACGUAAUGAAAGAAAGAAUGUUACACAGUUUUGUUCGCACAUGAAGAUGUUUAGGACCUCUAUAUAGAGGACUGCAGACAGAAAUCAGUCCUAUACUAUAACAGUACACAGAAGCGCCAAAUUAACUCAGUGCUUAAUGAUUUAAUGAGGUAAAACCGUAUUAGGGAAA
Pyrus x bretschneideri (Chinese white pear) is the source of this 1214-nucleotide messenger RNA. Its product is annotated as monoacylglycerol lipase ABHD6. The coding region runs from base 14 to 1000 and encodes 328 amino acids. The transcript is spliced from 4 exons. NCBI's taxonomy places the organism in Eukaryota, Viridiplantae, Streptophyta, Magnoliopsida, Rosales, Rosaceae. The record is from RefSeq and is a predicted model, not a curated record. Gene Ontology annotation, molecular function: catalytic activity.